Truncatella angustata is the source of this 1065-nucleotide messenger RNA. RefSeq lists its product as uncharacterized. Lineage: Eukaryota; Fungi; Ascomycota; Sordariomycetes; Amphisphaeriales; Sporocadaceae. The record is from RefSeq and is a predicted model, not a curated record. Bases 1 to 1065 code for a protein of 354 amino acids. The transcript has 2 exons.
AUGGCUACAUCAACCUCGUCCUCGGCAUCCUCACCUACUAGAAGGAACUUGGGUCCAUUAACCACCACAUUUACAGCGCCGAGCUAUUGCAACAACAUCGUUGUGUAUGGUAGCUGUUCCACAUGCGAUUAUGGAUGGCAAGCACAAACAUGCGCAAACGGCGGGGCUGUCCCGGUAGACGAUUCAUCGUGCUGGCCGGCUAGAACAAGCGAUCCUCCAAGCAUAACCGGAGGUCCUGCUUUCCAUGGCUGGGGAUUUUACUCGCCAGGAGUCAUGUGCCCUAACGGCUACACGUCGGCUUGUGCUUCCACUGUUGGUCAAGAUGAUGGAUUCAGUUUUCAAUUCCGAUUGACCAGCUCAGAGACGGCGAUUGGUUGUUGUCCGACCGGUUAUACCUGUGUGAUCCAGACCAGAGACCAAACUUGUGUGUCUGUGGCAAGGUCAACGUCCGUCUUGACUGGAACAUGUCCGGGCGGCAGUAGUACUAUCAGCUAUGCCUAUAAAUCGCUGCCAUUCGCCUACAGCAGUUCUAUCAUGGACAAUUUCACUAUUAUGGCCCCUCUUUUUCAGCUCGUACAUCAACCUUCCGAUACUAUGACUACCGGUACCCCCUCAGUCAUUUCUGCAGCUACAACAAGUUCGACUAGUUCAUCUAAUAUCUCAGGUCCCAAUGUCAGCACAGGUACUCGUCUAUCCGUAGGGGCGGCUGUCGGAAUCGGGGUAGGCAUCGCGGUGGCUGUCUUUCUUAUUGGGCUCCUGUCUUACCUCUUGUGGCGGUCGCAGCGGAAGAGAAAAGCGCAUUCCGCACAGGGUAACGGACCAGUCACAACAACGACACAAUUCCCACAAAUGCAAGAAAGCGUAUAUACGCCUGAGAGCUAUUUCUAUUCAGAGCUCCCACCGCAAGACGGUGGCAAACCUCAAGAGCUAUCCAAUAUCCCCAAAGGUCCUGUUGAGUUGUCAGCUGGUGAUGGGAAUUGGACGCGAUCCAGAUCAUCUGCAGAAGUAAUUGAUGGUCUUAGGGAUCAACAAAAAGUACUGGACAUGGGUCGAAGAGCUCAAUAA